UAAAGGAUAUAUUUUAUCAUUUCGCCUGGUCGAAAAUCCAUGUAAUAAAACACGGAACAAAUUAGGUCUCGUUUCAUCUUAGCAAAUAGAAUCCUAAUUAGACAGUCCGCGAAUUGGAUAUUUAUAAGGACGCAGUUGUUGUUUUUCAACUGUUCAAAUUGCUCAUUGUUAUUGAGGCUUUACAAACGUCUCGCGAAAGUGAGCAGGCAAAAGUCGGCGAGCUUCGGUCAUCAUGGUUGUGUUCACUGAGUCUUGUUUACCUUUUUCAGAAUGGCUACAGUGUGGCCAGAUUUCCUACACAGAGUUCAUCGGUAUCACGUUAAUAAAUGGACUCACAUUCGUCCCUGCGAUACUUCUGAACGCUUUGGUUCUCGCCGCAAUAUGGAAAACUUCGACAUUACACACCCCAGCAAUGAUUUUGCUCUCAAAUCUCGCUUUGUCGGAUCUUUGUGUGGGCUUACUAGCUCAACCUCUGCUAUUCAGUUCGAUUACGCUAGAACUUAACGCAUAUCACCUGCCAGACAUAUACUGUACAGUUUCUAUUGCCUUUGGGGUUAUUUCCUCGUUUGUUGGGGUUGUAUCGUUGGUGAGCAUUACCGCAGUCGCUGUCGAUAGAUUCCUCGCCAUCUAUCUUCAUUUAAGGUACCCUAGUGUUGUAACUAUGAAGAGAGCUUUCGUCGUGUGUGUCGCAUUCUGGGUAUUUUCUUCACUUCUUUCUGUCGUCUGGAUUGUCUUAGGUAUGGACACGUAUAACGUCAGUUUUUGUGUUGUGAUGGGCAUCUGCAAAUGCGCUAUAUUUACAAGUUAUAUUCAAGUCUAUGGAGUCAUUAAGAAACAUAAGUUACAGAUACGCGCUAUGGCGCCAACUGUUUCGACAGAACUGGAGAUCAUCACCUCACCGCGAAACAUCAAGCGAUACGCAAAGUCGGUUACAAGCUCUCUGUAUGUGUACUUUGCGUUUGUUGUCUGUUAUGCACCGUGCUUCUGCGCGUUCGCCUACUUUGGAAUAACAGCAGACAAUUGUCACUCGCCGUCCUUUAUCAAAGUCUCUAUGACACUUAUGUUUGCCAACUCUGCGAUUAAUCCGGUGAUUUAUUACUGGAGAAUGACCGAACUCAGAGUAGCAGUGCGGCGAACAAUGCUAAGAUCAGGAAGAGCUACUGAUUUAUCAGGAACGGGGAAUGGAAGGUGCAGGCGAGAAGCUGAGCACGAGGUGAAUUGAUAGGGAGAAUGAUAAAUGAAAAGUGGGCCUAUUGCAUAUUUGCAACUGUUCACAUAAACAGAUCAAACUUUCUCGAGUUAGAACGUUAAGUAUAAGCCUGUCUCCAUCCUGUUGAUUGAGGCGACAGUAUUCAGCGUUCUCUUUUUCUCGUAAAGAGGUCAGAGUUCUUCCUGGAUCCGUGCAUGAAUCAAUAUGCAUGCGCAGCAAGUUAGGGUAGAACAAAAAAUGUUUAAAGGUUAGCUCAAAUAAGGCAAACUGAGGCGAAGUGUUUAUGAAAUUAGGUUAGGCAAAGAAAGCGAGAGUGAUGAGAUGAGAUUGUUUUCGUUGUUUAGUAAAGGUUGUUUGGUAAGAUGAGGUGAAGUAAGGUAAGGAAAGGGGAGAUGGCAUUAGAGGUACUGUAAAGUAAGGUGUGGUUUAAUUUAAGGCGAGGCUAGGCGAGGUGAGGUGGCAUUUAAGUUAGGUGAUGCGGGGUGAGGGGUGAUAACAGAAUAGGAAAGAUAAAAUCAACCUGUAUUGGUGACACUACCCAGCUAGCUUGAUCGCACGACACAAAGGAAACGUUGGCGCCUUUCUUCUCAGCAUCUCCCAACACAGUGUACAAACAGCGCCAACAUUUCUCGUCCUGCUAGGUGAUUAAGCAAGCAAUACUGGAGCUGUUGCUGCUGGAUUUAGUAGGUCUUCGUUAAAGUUGAGUAUGAAAUGAUCUUGAAAAAUACUUACCAGCAGUAAAGUCGUCAAGUAACUGAAGCGUUACAGAUGCAACAGUCUCUGUCUGUCCAUAUCCUUCUUGUACCUAAAUGUAACACUUGAAUUAAUACAAUGCGUUCGCAUAGCGGAAUGGGAACCUAUAAGAAGAUUAAAACACUUGAAUAUUUAUAAAACAUAUUUGGCGUGGUGCUACGCUUUCUUGCAAGAUAGCAAUAAUUUGGCGGGAAACCCUUCAAUGAACGAAUAGUUGCCGACCUUUUUUACCGAUAGAGAGAAGGCUUCAUAUAAGAGACCAGUACUGUAGCCGUUAUAUGAUAAGAAUGCAAGAAGGUAAUACUAUCAAGAUUUCAAUAACAGUCUGAUUAUUUUGCUGUUACGAGUUAAAAAGGAGCAUUCAAUGAUUA
This is a messenger RNA of Nematostella vectensis (starlet sea anemone), 2334 nucleotides long. RefSeq names its product melanocyte-stimulating hormone receptor. Gene Ontology annotation, cellular component: membrane. Bases 233 to 1222 code for a protein of 329 amino acids. The record is from RefSeq and is a predicted model, not a curated record. Gene Ontology annotation, molecular function: G protein-coupled receptor activity. Gene Ontology annotation, biological process: G protein-coupled receptor signaling pathway. NCBI's taxonomy places the organism in Eukaryota, Metazoa, Cnidaria, Anthozoa, Actiniaria, Edwardsiidae. The transcript has a single exon.